AUGGCGAUAAGAUAUUCUAGCUAUCAACCUGUAGCCGAUAUCAACCCCAUCAUAGAUUGGGCCUGUCGUGAAAUAGGACAGAACCCGGAGCCGUCCAAGUAUACCGCCUGGAGACGAAAUUGCGCAGAGCUUUUCAAUCGAGGCAAACGCAACGGCCCGCUUGGCUUUCAUGCACUUUUCUCGGGACAAGUCACAGGACAUCGCUUGAACGAAGGCUACCCCGACUGGGAUGAAAUGCUGCCAGUUCCAAACCAGUCGGCGCCGCCAGUUCCUGUCCACCUCCUUGAUCUCGAUCUACACCUUUAUCACCUAGGGGUCGACGUCCCAGUAGACUACGAUGCGUACUGGUCAUUUGCAGAAGCACUGAGCUUAACAAACAUCAGGGCGCCCAACAGGAUUGCUACAGGGGUGGAAAUAGCCCAAGCCCACGUCGGCACGUCAAGCCAAGCUGUGGCCAGCAUGUCACGUCCAAGUGCAGACAAUGGUGCAGCUCCUAGUCUCGGCCCUAAGCCCUUUUCCCUGUAUACGCUACCUGGUGAGCUUAGCGCUCAAGCAUCAGACAUUGGAAGCCAUCUAGGCGCAGCAGAAAGCGGGGCUUCGGAUUUUCGGCUACCUAGAGAAUGGGCUCUUUUUGUGCAGACGUCUAUCUAUUACCUGCAUUCUGCAGGCACACUACCGGGAGUGAUGAGAAAACUAGCGCCAAUGGUUUGCCAUGACCGUCUAGACCGUGUCCAGUUUACGCCUGAUCCGGUCCAAGUUCUCAUAUGUGUAAACCCUCCACAAGAGGUCUCGGAAGUCAAGAUCUACUCUUCUGGCCAGUGUGAGCGUUUGAACUGGACGCAUGGGGAUGUGAUAGUACUUUACACACCUUGCGAGGUUGAAGCAUCACGUAUUAAGUGCAUUUCAGUGAUGGUGUACAAAUGGGGUGGACCACUCUCCGAAUAA
This is a messenger RNA of Clonostachys byssicola, 945 nucleotides long. The record is from the annotation of a GenBank genome assembly. Lineage: Eukaryota; Fungi; Ascomycota; Sordariomycetes; Hypocreales; Bionectriaceae.